Cervus elaphus (red deer) is the source of this 1709-nucleotide messenger RNA. Its product is annotated as keratin-associated protein 27-1. Gene Ontology annotation, cellular component: keratin filament. The transcript has a single exon. The record is from RefSeq and is a predicted model, not a curated record. Lineage: Eukaryota; Metazoa; Chordata; Mammalia; Artiodactyla; Cervidae. Gene Ontology annotation, molecular function: structural molecule activity. Bases 46 to 666 code for a protein of 206 amino acids.
ACAUGUUGGGUCCCCGGGACCAACUCAAUCAAGGAUUUUCACAAUAUGACCCAGAGACCUGUCCAGUCGCUCAAGAACUUCUACAGUGCCCCACCUCUCUCUGCCAUUGUCCAUGAAUCGAAUGUUACAAAGUUUGAAGAUGGAUUCUUUUUACCCAGCAGUUGCUACAGCAGGACCUGGCUCCUGGACACCUUUCCAGAAACCUACAGGAAGACCACCAGCUGCAUAACACCUGGAGGUGAACGGGAAUUACACAGAGAGGAGAGCUGUGUGCAAAAUGUCUGUCUCUCCAGAGUCGUCCAAACAACUUGUCCUAAUUCCAGGCCCUGUGAAAGGACAGCAUGCCAGUCAAGAAGUCCCUCGGCAGUGUUGGAGUGUGUUUCUCAGCCUUGCCAGUCAGGAAGUAGCCAGCAAACGGGGCUUGUAGUCCAGAGCUGCCAACCUGUGAGCAACACUGCAAAGCCUUGUCCACCCAAGACGUACGUGUCUAAGAGUUGCCAGACUCUGGAAUGGGACUGUAGCCAGUGCCAAGCUCAGAGCCCUGCAUCCAGCUCCUGUAGCUCUUUGGCCUAUGUCACACCCGAGUCACAGCUCCUGGAAACUUCUUCUAACACUUAUGAGCCAACUUGCUGUGUUACUGGUGGGUCGUCAUUGCCUAGUGAGUAAAGAAUCUGCAGAAUGUGUAGGGAGACUCAGAUUUUAAGUUCCACAAAUUGGAUCCUGAAAAAUAGGAUCUUUUAUUUCUCUAAACGCUAACUAUUUUUGCCUAUGUUUAUGAGUGAAUGAACUAUCCUGUAUUUUCUCCAAUGAGAAAAUUUUUUACUUUUUUUUUUUCCUUUUUGAGCAUUUCUGGUGGGAAGCUAGGCUUCUCCGGUGGCUCAGGGGUAAAGAGCCUGCCUGCAAUGCAGGAGACGUGGCAGCAGCCUCAGGUUCGAUUCCUGGGUGAGGAAGACCCCCUGGAGAAGAAAAUGGCAACUCACACCAGUAUUUUUGCCUGGAAAAGCCCAUGGACAGAGGAGCCUGGCGGGCUACAGUCCAUGGAGUCGCAAAAGAGUUGGACAAGACUGAGCGACUAAACAAACUGGUGGUAAGCUGAUAGGAAAGCACGUUAACUAUUUUAGGUCACUAGGACACUAUUUAUCAUAGAGCAAUAAGAAUUGCCACCAGGCAGGAACAUGAAUACUUAAAAAGCCCACAUUACACUUUGACUACUGAUUAUUCUCAGUGGAAACACUAAGCAUUGAGUCUGGCUUAUUAUAACACGCUGUAAUAGAGAAAGGUUAACAGGCUACUAAUAUCAGAAGUACAUACAGUACUAGAGCUUAAAGACACCUGGAAACCCAUUUAGUCCUGUGAACUCUGCUGCCUUCAGCUGUAUCAGAGGUUGCUCACAUAGUUAAUAGCAUCAAACCACAACUCAAAUCUAUGUCUCCUCACUGUCCAUCAUUAUUUUAUUUACUGUAAUACAGCACUCUUUUAGUUAGCUAUUACAUUGAACCUAUUGUUUGACAAGUACAGGACAGCUUUGAAUUUCACUUCCAUAAACUUCAUAACCAUGGAGUAGUCAGAGAUAUCUGAAUAUGAUAAGUUCAGGUUUAGCAUAUUCACUACAUUUCUGCUAUUUUGGUUCCUCUUUUCACUAUUUAAGUGUUUUGGGGUGUGUGAUUUGGGAAAAUACUCUUUGUAUGAAAUAAAUUUACUUUAUUUAC